Messenger RNA from Stegastes partitus (bicolor damselfish), 4441 nucleotides. RefSeq names its product ubiquitin protein ligase E3C (gene ube3c). Gene Ontology annotation, molecular function: ubiquitin protein ligase activity. The transcript has 24 exons. The record is from RefSeq and is a predicted model, not a curated record. The coding region runs from base 161 to 3406 and encodes 1081 amino acids. NCBI's taxonomy places the organism in Eukaryota, Metazoa, Chordata, Actinopteri, Pomacentridae. Gene Ontology annotation, biological process: protein polyubiquitination; ubiquitin-dependent protein catabolic process.
UGUGUUGUGUUGAUUUCUAGAAAGAGGAGGAAAAGAAGACUUGACGUUUGGAAUAACCUAAGCAGCCUUCUCAGUCAUAUUGUGUCUGUUUCAGCCCUUAAUUCAAAAGUGAAAGAAAUCGGUGGCAACGUCUGAAUCAGUCAAUGGGAAAAAUCUAACAAUGUUUAGCUUUGAGGGAGAUUUCAAGACAAGACCCAAGGUAUCUCUUGGAGGAGCCAGCAAGAAGGAGGAGAAAGCAUCUCUGCUGCACCGCACUCAAGAGGAAAGACGGAAAAGAGAGGAUGAAAGAAAAAGACUGAAGAAUGCCAUCAUCAUUCAGUCCUACAUACGUGGCUACCAGGACUUGAAACAACAAUAUGCCAUUCAGAGGGCUAAGUUUGACGAGUGUGUCAGUCAGACACAGGCAGGGGGAGCUCAACAUGUCUUGGAUGGUGCUGGUCUCUGCCUCUUAUCAAGAAGACUCAUAUUUUUCUACAGACAGAGUGUGGAUGCACAUAGAUUGAUAUGGCUGUGCCAGAACCUGGUGAAACACAACAGUCAGUUUGUAAAGCUGUUGGUGGGCCCACAGAAGCAGACAUGUAUGUUUCAGAUCAAGAGGAUCUUAGGCUUCUGCUGCAGGAUCCUUCAGAACUGCAUGGACGACAGUUUAAAUGUUGCAGUUCCCAUGCGCAUGCUAGAAAUCUUUUCUUCAGAGAGAACCUAUCUUCCCGUUAUUCCAGAUGCUAACUAUGUAGCUUCAUUACUCGAGCAGAUUUUGCACUAUAUGGUACAGAAAGGAUACUACAGGUCGCUGUAUAUUCUUGUAAAUCACAGGCUCCCUUCCAGUCUGGAGUACAAUGAUGCUCCCUCUAUCCCUCUGGCAAGCACACUGUUGGAGCACAUCCUCAAACCUCUGCACUUUACCUACUCCUCCUGCACAACGGGCGCAAGGCAGUUUGUAUUUGCGGCUUUUACCGAGGAGUUCAUUUCUGCGCCGUUUACCGAGCAGAUCUUUCACUUCUUCAUCCCGGCACUGUCGGACUUCCGUCACUCAUUCCCAUUCGAGGCCUUUCUGAGCUCCCUCCAGGCCACGAUUGACUCUUCUUCAGCAGCACAGAGCCAGGCACCGUGGCUGUUUUAUUUUGUCCUCUCUGCAGGAGAGAACUGCUUAGGCUCACUAUCAGAGGAGGGUCUCCUGCUGUACCUCCGGGCUCUGCAGACGCUGCUGCCACUGCUGCCAGUGUCAGAAAGCAGCAGCAGGCCAGAAGUGAGCAGCGACUCAGAGGAUGAUGAUGAUGCUGGCAUCCAUCCCCUACCCAUGCAGGAUGACACUCGGAUUUCUGUGCAGCUGAUAACAGAGGAGUGUGUCCACAAGCUGGACACCAAGCAGCAGACUAACGCCCUGCUGAACCUGGUGUGGCGGGAUUCAGCCAGUGAGGAGGUUUUCACCAUGAUGGCAUCCAUCUGUCACACACUCAUGGUGCAGCAUCGCCUCAUGGUGCCAAAAGUCAGACUUUUGUACAGUUUAGCUUUCAAUGCACGUUUCCUGAGGCAUCUCUGGCACCUGAUAACUUCCAUGACAACUAAAAUGAUCACUGGCUCUAUGGUGCCGCUGCUACAGCUGAUCUCACGAGGGUCUCCCAUGUCAUUCGAGGACUCCAACCGCAUCAUCCCCCUCUUCUAUCUCUUCAGCUCUCUCUUCAGUCACUCUCUUAUCUCCGUGCAUGACAGCGAGUUUUUUGGGCAUGAAAUGGAAGGUCAGACACAGUCCUCCAUGAUGCCCUUCACACUGUCAGAGCUGGUGACUUUGUCUCGCUGUCUGAGAGAUGCAUGCCUGGGUAUCAUCAAGUUGGCCUACCCGGAGACCAAAACAGAGCACAGAGAGGAGUACAUGGCUGCCUUCCGCAGCGUGGGCGUCAAGACCAACACCGCGGUUCAGCAGCGUAUCCAGGCUGAGCAGAAGCGCUGGGUACAGCUCUUCAAGGUCAUCACUAACUUGGUGAAGAUGGUGAAAGCUCGCGACAUCAGACGACCCUUCUGUCCAGCAGGUCACUGGCUCUCUGAGGAGGUCAACAUCAGAGCUGAUAAGGUCACCCAGCUGUACGUCCCAUCUGCGAGACAUGUGUGGAGAGCACGAAGGAUGGGCCGCAUCGGGCCACUUCAGUCAACACUUGACGUUGGUUCAGAGCCUCCACAGCUGUCCGUGUCCGAAGAGAGACAUCUGGCUAUCCUCACAGAGCUCCCUUUUGUAGUUCCCUUCGAGGAGCGGGUGAAGAUCUUCCAGAGGUUAAUCUAUGCUGACAAACGGGACGUGCAAGGGGACGGGCCAUUCCCUGAUGGCAUCAAUGUCACCAUCAGACGCAACUACAUCUAUGAAGACGCCUACGAUAAACUCUCUCCAGAAAACGAACCCGACCUAAAGAAAAGGAUCAGAGUCCAUCUGCUGAACGCUCAUGGUCUAGAUGAGGCGGGCAUUGACGGUGGCGGCAUCUUUCGGGAGUUCCUCAACGAACUCCUGAAGUCGGGCUUUAACCCCAACCAGGGCUUCUUCAAGACAACCAACGAGGGCCUGUUGUAUCCCAGUCCUGCUGCCGAGAUGCUGGUGGGAGACUCCUUCACGAGACACUACUAUUUUCUGGGCAGGAUCCUCGGAAAGGCGCUGUAUGAGAACAUGCUGGUAGAGUUGCCCUUUGCCAGUUUCUUCCUCUCCAAACUUCUGGGAACCAGCGCAGAUGUGGACAUCCACCACCUGGCCUCACUGGACCCAGAGAUGUACCGGAACCUUCUCUUCCUCAAGAGCUACGAGGGCGACGUGGAGGAGCUGGGCCUCAACUUCACUGUGGUCAACAACGAUCUGGGAGAAGCUCAGGUGGUCGAACUGAAGCCGGGAGGCAAAGACAUUCCUGUGACCACAGCAAACCGGAUAGCCUACAUCCAUUUGGUGGCUGACUACAGACUGAACAAGCAGAUCAGGCCUCACUGUCUGGCCUUCAGACAGGGUCUGGCCAAUGUGGUCAACCUCGAGUGGCUGCGUAUGUUUGACCAGCAGGAGAUCCAGGUGCUGAUAUCUGGGGCUCAUGUGCCAAUUUGUCUUGAUGACUUAAAAAACUUCACAAACUACUCAGGUGGGUACUCAGCCACUCACCCUGUCAUCCAGAUCUUCUGGGAGGUGGUUGAAGGAUUUACAGAUGAAGAAAAGCGCAAGCUGCUGAAAUUUGUCACCAGCUGCUCCAGGCCACCUCUGCUGGGCUUCAAGGAGCUUUACCCGGCCUUCUGCAUUCACAACGGCGGCUCUGACCUGGAACGCCUGCCCACCGCCAGCACCUGCAUGAACCUGCUCAAGCUCCCCGAGUUCUGCGACCAGCACCUGAUGAGGAACAAGCUGCUGUACGCCAUCGAGUCCUCUGCCGGGUUCGAGCUGAGCUGAGCAGGGCGAAGGCUUCUCUGUCUCUGCAUCCACGGACACGACGCCACAGAAUUGGCUUCGGAGUGAAAGACUUUUUAAAAAAAAAAAUGAAAAUAGACGAGGGAAAACAAAAUGAUGCACUGACCUGCCUGAUUUACUGUGUGUGUUUCUGUGUGUGUGUGUGUGUGUGUGUGCGUGUGCCAAGUUGAAGGUGAGUAAAUGCUCACCCACAGACUAAAGAAAAGGGGUGCAAGGAUGAAGUGGGGUAGGAAGCCUUUUUUAUGUUGCUUUUAAGUAAUUUAAAUAUUUAGUCACUUGUCAGAACACUUCAACAGAUACAAGUGAAUUUUGCAGGAAGUAUAAUGCGCUGAAACAAAAACAAGAGUAGCGUGUGCUCUCUUGUGUAGUCUAACAUGAACCGACAGUUAUUUUUCACCAAAGAUUAAGUGGCAUCGUGUUUAAAAAAAAAAAGAAGAAAAAAAGAAAAAGGCAAUAUAACAACAGGGGGACAGACUGUAGGACUCUAAAGCCACCUUGUGGUGUGCCAAGGGCUGCGGAGGCGGAGGAGCUUUUGUGUACAGCUAACAUGUAUUUUCAUGUAGAGGUCAUUGAAACUCCAGUUUUUGUGAUAUCUCAAAUUAUUAUUAUUACUAGUAUUAACUGUCAUGUCUGAUAACCAUACUGUAUGUGUGCACACAGGCCAUCUGAAGUGUAGAAAAUGACUUCUAUUGCUGGACUAAACUGGGGCAAAAGAUUAUAAGAUUAUGGUUUUGUGAAUAUGUAUAUGUUUACAACCGCUCUUGUAUUCUCUGUAUUUGUACAGGUUUGUUUUUCUUUCCUUUGUGUGACGAAUGGAGGCUUUAUGUUUUCACACAUGCCUUCUAAGGUGAACAAUCUCUUCCCUGGUCAGCACCUGAAAGUUUGCUCUUAGGAAGCAACAAUCGUGUCACGUGGAUAAGGCUUACAGAUGAUCAGUGUUCCAACAGGGUGAAAAAAAAACCAAGAGUGUAUGGAAAUGAAUAAAGCCACUUUUCUUUUUGCAGUUUCCUUCCAUAA